Molecule: messenger RNA, 729 nt
Organism: Necator americanus (New World hookworm)
Lineage: Eukaryota; Metazoa; Nematoda; Chromadorea; Rhabditida; Ancylostomatidae
Exons: 7
Coding region: 1-729 (242 amino acids)
Biological process (GO): intracellular protein transport; vesicle-mediated transport; vesicle fusion
Cellular component (GO): SNARE complex; synaptic vesicle; endomembrane system
Molecular function (GO): SNARE binding; SNAP receptor activity
Source: RefSeq, a predicted model, not a curated record
AUGGAUUUUGAUAGCAACGAUGGUACGAUUGUUAAGAAGAUUCAGGAGAACAUUGAAGAACUGGGACAGCAAGUACAACAUCUGGAUUCAUUCGUCGCCCGAUUGACAGAAAGCGAACAAUGUCGUGAGCAUUUCAAUGAGUUGGCGCACAAGGCUCAGAUGUUGUCAAAGGAGACGAAUCAGCUGAUGAAGCAACUUGUUCAGCUGAGCAAUGCUAAUCGGUCAUUGCGUAUUCAUCGUGAACGUCUUCAGAAUGAAUAUAUAGGUGUUCUGAACCGAUUACAAGGUUGUCAACGUCGUGCUGCUCAAACAGAGAAGGCCAGCAUGCGUCAGAUUCGUGAUGCAGCUGAGCAGGAUGCGGAAGCUUCGAAACGUAUGGAGAAUGAUGCAAACGACCGCGAUAUGCAGAUCCAAAGGCAGCGCCAGCAGCAAAUUAAUUUGAAUGAAUUCAAGGAGAGACAGCAUGCUUUGCAACAACUCGAACAAGACAUAGGAGAUGUAAAUCAAAUAUUUGCCGAUUUGGCGCGAAUUGUCCACGAUCAAGGCGAUAUGGUUGACAGCAUUGAAGCGAACGUGGAGCAUGCACAAAUUCACGUUGAACAGGGUGCGACCAAUAUCCAACAGGCUGUCUAUUACAAUCAAAAAGCUCGUCAGAAAAAGAUGCUCCUAUUCGCCUUCAUUGUAAUUCUUUUCUUAAUAAUCGGAUUGACUAUUUAUCUCGCUCGAUAG